CACAUGGUCAUAUUUCCUAAAACCAAAAAUAUGGAACGUAAACAGAAAUUCUGCAGGCGUUCGAACUUGUCAAGUAGUUAUUAUAGCAUGCACCUCUAUAUCAUUCAUAUUAGAGGUGCAUAUGUCCGCCUAAUCGAGAAUAGGAAACAGAAGAGGUUGCGCUAACGUCUCAGAGCAUUAGAUGCGGCGUAAAGUUUACGGCUUAUUUCCUUUACGUGAUGAUCCCAGGAUAACGUUUGGUCGAAGAAGAUACCAAAUACCAGGGAACUGAGCCAAUUUGACCCUUUAAAUAAAUAAAGGGCUUCAGAUGAUAAUAACUUAAUUCUUGGCAGGAUUAAUUCUAAAACCAAAGUCUUUACUCCAGUUGGCUAUAUUAUGAAAAUCAUCAUUCAGCGCCUGUACGCAGUACGCACAGUAUACUAGAUAACCUGGUGUCCUACGCCUGCUGGAAAGAGGACUGUUUCGCCGAGUACAAUAUUGAAACGAGAACAGAAAUGGCUACGCAUGCUUAACAACUGGGAGGCUUUUAUGAGCAAAAAUUACAAGAAAGUGCGAGAGAGGUGUCGGAAAGGUAUUCCGGCCUCAGUCCGCCCUAAAGCCUGGCUGUACCUGUGCGGAGGUCAGUUACUGCUGGAAAAACAUCCGAACGAAUACGAGGAACUCCUCCAGGCGCCUGGGGACCCCAAGUGCAUGGAGGAUAUCAGGAAAGACCUGCACCGACAAUUCCCCUACCACGAGAUGUUUAUCCGGGAAGAGGGCCAUGGUCAGCAAGAGUUAUUUUCGGUACUGAAGGCGUAUUCAGUAUUAAAUCCUAAAGUGGGCUACUUCCAAGCGCAGGCGCCGGUGGCCGCGUUUCUUCUGAUGCAUAUGCCCUCCGUACAGGCCUUCUGGUGCCUGGUCAGCAUUAGUGACAAAUACCUUAGUGGAUAUUAUAAUCCUGGCUUGGAGGUGCUCCAACGUGAUGGUGAUAUCCUUCACGCAUUACUCCGUCGGACAGCACCGGCUGUCCACCGACACUUGGUGAAACAUCGCGUGGAGCCAGUUCUUUACGCCACAGAAUGGUUUCUUUGCGCUCUAACGCGCACAUUGCCAUGGGACAGUUUGUUACGUGUGUGGGACUGCUUUUUGUGCGAGGGCGUUAAGGUCCUGUUCAAAGCGUCACUAGUGGUCCUAGCAGGAGCCCUAGGCCCCGCAAAAGUUCGAAAACGAGCGAAUGGCCUUUGCGAGACUCUAGAGGUUCUUCGUCACCCUCCGGACAGCGUACUUGGGGAGGAGUACCUCAUGUACCACAUGCAAAGGCUAAACCUAACUGAGGAAGACUUUGAGUUCGAGCACCAAAGGCAGACCGCGCGUCGGCGGGCCAUGGCUAAUAGAAGUGGUAGCUGAUUCAGCGAGUGUUCCUAUAAGCGUUAUUCUAAGAAUAACGCCAGGGACAUCUUUCAUACACUGUAAGGUGCUUGGACUAUGUGAUAGUGCGUGGGAGGACCAAAUCGAAUUGACUUGUAUAUAUGAAGUUUUGUAUUAUUAUCUAUGGUUACGUCUGUCAGGACUAUGCUCUAUGGCCGGAAUGAUUACGAUGUGAAAAAGUAUAUGUAUAUUGUCUUUUACGUAAUCUUAAGCUUUCGAGAUUUCGAAUUUACAUUUUUCUGUAUAUUUAAUAAUACUUUUCUUACGUUUUUCGUAUAUUAACUUUCGUAAUUAUUUUUCUACUCCAUAUUUCGUACAAAACAUCAUUUUAAUUAGAUAUUUAUUUGAACCACCACACUGCUACAAAUAAAAUGUUAAUAAUUUAUAAAUGAUUUUAAUAAUUCAUAGUAUUUUUUGUAUUAUUUCAAUUAACAUUGUUUGUUUCAAGUGUGUGGUGAUGGUUUAAAUGUAUUAUUCAGUACGGUAUGCCUCAUUAAAAGUAUUAACUGUUAGAUUAAUUUGCAAAAUAGCACAUUUAACUUAAACUCGCCUUGAACUAAAUGCGGAUUUUUCAUUAACAUCUCUUUAAGUUGAUAGAAAAGUCGAUUAACACUGCCUGACACAUUCCUAUAUUUUUAAAUCUGGUUUUAAAUGUGCUGUUUUAGCAUUAACUGUAAUGCACACAAUUUAAUUUAUGAUGUAUCUUUUUAGCUUAAAAAAAAUAUUUUCGUGUAAAUUAUAAGUUUAACGGAAUAAUAGAUAUCGAUUUUGUAAUGUAUUAAAAUUUUAUUAUUGUAAUAUUCGUGUUUAAUCAACAAUUAUUUCCAAUUUUCUUUGUGAAUUUUUGUAUUGGCAACACUUCCAUUGUCAUGUAAGUGUAAAUUAUAAUAAAAUGUGAUAAGUCGUUAUUUGAUUACAUAUCCAAUAUAGGAUGUUUGCAAGUGCAUUGUAUGUGACUUUGAAACAUCCUCUAUAACCAUUAUUUUGUCAUAUUAGUCGUAAGUGUUGAUAUAAAAAUAUAGGUAUAUGAAAGUACAAUUAGGUUAAUAUUUGUGUUAAUCGGUGAAACUAUUAAAUUAUGGUUACAGAGUAUUUAAAUAUGUUCCUUUGAUAGUUUCUUUUACACACACACACAAGUUUACUUAAAAAAAUACGAUUUAAAAGAGCAUUGAUUUGAAUACACUAAUAGUUAUUGAUAAAUGCCAAAAAUAUACAAAUCAUACUUUUGAUAGGCAUUUUGCCAGCAAAAGUUUCGCUAUAAAAUAAAGUUUAUACCCUGAUUUUGUGUAGCUUCAUCUUUCUUUUUUUAUUUUUGACCAACUUACUUUCACCGUAACUAUAGUUUCACCCGUUUACAUACGUUUUUUUAUAAUCUAUGGAAAAGGAUUUUGAUUCGCAAUAUGCUUUUUGUCUGUAUUAACUAAUUUAGUGAAUUUGCGUAUCAUUUAAAUUAAUUUGCACAAAAAUAAAUACAAUCGUGUUCUUAGAUAUGUGCAUUCAAAGAGGGAUUUCUUUUCAUAUUUUCUAUGAUAUGGUUUUGGAAAUCUUAAGUAUAGACUGUUGAAUGAAAUUUUUACAUUUCAUUUAUGGAUUAAUAAUCUAUGUUUGUAGGGAUUAAACAUUACUGUUUUUUUAAUUUAAAAAAGUUUAGUAAUUUUAUUAUGUUUUGUGUGUAAAUAAAAAAAAUAAAGUAUUAAAAUUUCAUUCAAUGGGUCGUUAAUCUCCGCACAAUCGAAUGCAGGCUAUGAUUUGAUUAAGUUUCGUGCAUAAUGUUUUUUCUAAAUAAUUUAUUUUCUUGGUGCGGUUGGUUUGUUUUCUACUUAAUAACCGGUACCUUUGUAUCUUUUUCGUAUUUUUAAGAUAUUUAAUAUCGAAUAAAGACAUUUCGGGAAGUUCAGCAUAAUAUAGUUUCGAGUGAACAAGAUCCGUGCAAUAAUAUCAGAGAUUUUAUUGUUUAUGAAGAAAGAUUUUUAUUUAAUGUUACGAUAUAGGUUUAGUAGCCUCUUAUAGCAGCUUCAUACUUAUAUCAUUAGAUUUAUUGAGAAGAUUUCAUACACGUAAAAAUUAAGUGUCUGUGGACGUCAUGAAAUUAAAUAUUUAAAGGCGCAAAUGUUUAGCGAAAUGUAAUGUUCAAUAGUAAAUUAACGUACGCACACCCAAUCCUAUUUUCAUACCGUGUAAUCUUAAAUAUAUUCAUAUUAAAUUUCAUACUACUGACUGAGCUAAACGAUGGUCGCUGUGAAGUUGGCAUAAAUACUUUUUGGUGGUUUAUUCAGUGACAUUGCAGCGACCAUUGAAAGACUGAAAAUAAAGUAUAUCUACUUAGACUAAUACCAGGAUUCGAAUUGGGUCCUGAGCUUAUUAAUAAUUACGUUUUUAUUAAUUUGAAGGAUAAGCAGAUAUGCUUUAUACAUUUCAGUCUAGCUGUUAUUCCAUAAUCCAACGCAUUCCGUAUUUUCAGACUGUUUUAUAUUAGCCUUGUGAUGACUGAUUGCAAUGAAUAUUUUUGUACUGUGAAAUUCCAUGUUUGCAGUUGUAAAUAAAUAUUGUCGGUAA
Messenger RNA from Pieris rapae (cabbage white), 3963 nucleotides. RefSeq names its product TBC1 domain family member whacked (gene wkd). The transcript has 7 exons. The record is from RefSeq and is a predicted model, not a curated record. Bases 505 to 1386 code for a protein of 293 amino acids. NCBI's taxonomy places the organism in Eukaryota, Metazoa, Arthropoda, Insecta, Lepidoptera, Pieridae.